Molecule: messenger RNA, 306 nt
Organism: Penaeus chinensis
Lineage: Eukaryota; Metazoa; Arthropoda; Malacostraca; Decapoda; Penaeidae
Product: pigment-dispersing hormone type 1-like
Exons: 2
Coding region: 1-240 (79 amino acids)
Biological process (GO): response to light stimulus
Cellular component (GO): extracellular region
Molecular function (GO): hormone activity
Source: RefSeq, a predicted model, not a curated record
AUGCGCAGUAUUGCUGUGAUCGUCCUGUUGGUAGCGGUGGCUAUGGGGCUUCAGGCAACAGCAACCCAGAGAAAUCUUAGGUACUCCGAACGCGAGGCGGUGUCCGAGUUGGCGGCGCAGAUCCUGCGCGUGGCUCAGGGACCCUCGGCCUUCGUCGCGGGCCCUCACAAGCGCAACUCGGAGCUGAUCAACUCCCUCCUGGGGAUCCCCAAGGUCAUGACCGACGCCGGAAGGAGAUAGACAAUGAGGGGAAAUUUACUGUAGAAUGUUAGAAGUCUGUGGAUUUUAGCAUCGUCCAAUCAAUGU